Molecule: messenger RNA, 3207 nt
Organism: Penaeus indicus
Lineage: Eukaryota; Metazoa; Arthropoda; Malacostraca; Decapoda; Penaeidae
Product: serine/threonine-protein kinase 16-like
Exons: 9
Coding region: 158-1117 (319 amino acids)
Biological process (GO): protein phosphorylation
Cellular component (GO): cytoplasm; Golgi apparatus
Molecular function (GO): protein serine/threonine kinase activity; ATP binding
Source: RefSeq, a predicted model, not a curated record
UGAUCCGUCAAGAUUUCGACACCGGACCAACAACAUUGCAGAAGUGUCAAGUGGGAUAUCUCGUGCAGGGAAAGCGGCGGUUCUAUGGUGUUGCACCUGCAUUUACGUCCAUCCCAUCAUACUGUUUGAACUUUCAGGUACAGAACAAAACUGUGUAAUGAACACGGUUGGUUUGGCUAUUUUAGUGAGAAUGGGCAACUGCCUCUGUGCUAAGGAAACUAUCAAAGUGAAUGGUCGCAGAUACUAUGUUAGAGAACGUCUAGGAGAAGGGGGAUUUAGCACAGUAGAUCUUAUUGAAGAUGCAGCAUCACAUAAACUUUAUGCACUUAAACGUAUCACAUGUCACUCUCAGGAGGAUCAAAAGGUUGCAUUAACAGAAGUGGAGUAUCACAGGUCACUAAGCCAUUCCAAUAUAGUAGAAUGCAUAGACUCGGACCUUGUAGGAGUUCCAGACCUCAUGGGAAAUCGCACCUCACAAGUCCUUAUUGUAUUACCAUAUUGUCAGAGAGGAACAUUACACGAUGAACUGAUGCGCAGACAGAAAACAGGAACUCAUCUAGAUGAGGUGGUGGUGUUGACUCUGUUCCGAGGGAUUUGUGAAGCUGUGCAGUGCAUGCAUAGUGCCAAGCCACAUCCACUGGCACAUCGGGACAUCAAAACGGCUAAUGUUCUCAUAAAAGAUGACUUAACGCCACUCCUCAUGGAUCUGGGGUCUGUGGCUCGUGCAAGGGUUGAGAUAAAUGGCAGCUCAGAAGCCCGAAAGUUGCAGGAUGAAGCUGCAGAGAGAAGCUCUAUGCCUUACAGGGCUCCAGAACUCUUCAAUGUAGAAUCAUUUUGUCACAUUGAUGAGCGAACAGAUGUGUGGUCACUGGGUUGUUUGCUGUACGCACUCUGCUUCUACAGAUCUCCAUUUGAAGCUGUUUAUGAAAGAGGGGACAGUGUAGCCUUAGCAGUAGCAAGUGGAAUUACCAAAUAUCCUGAAAAUCAUUCAUACUCUGAAGAUCUCAUUGAACUUAUCAAGAGCAUAGUAAAAGUGGAUCCCAAUGAACGGCCAUAUCUCGACUCUAUCAUUGGCCAACUGGAUCAGCUUCUCAACAAGUCUUCAGGGGCAGUUUAGUCAGCAGCUGUUCCUUUUGCAAUAACAUCAGAUGGAGAUGCAGAGUUAUGCAGUGCUGAUGUCAAAUAUGUGGAUUUUAAUCAUUUUGAGCUUUAUCAUCUAUAGCAACUUGUUUAUGCAAUUGAAGGAUAGUGAAUCAUAGUUGUGUAUUUAGUUGUAGUCUACAACACAUUCUUUGCUUUAUGAUUGUGUUUUUGAAUAUCCUAGACUGACUAUUGAUUUCUUAAAUGAAAAGUUAGUUACAGAAGUUUUAUGAAACAACUUUAUUAUGUGUAAAGUGAAUUCUUAUAUCUAAUAAAGUAAAAUGGCAGUUGUGCAUCAUGCUAUUUGAGAAAAUCAACAUAUAUUUCUAAUGAAUUGUGUCUUCUGCUAUGCAUUCCAAAUAUAAGAAUAAGCCUACUUUUAAGAAAAUAGGGUAAAGCAUUUGUUAAUGAAAUGAAAAGUGUAAUGUAAUAGAUUUCUCUAAAACUGUAGAUUGAAACCUAAAAUUUCUUGUUUUUGUAUAAUAACAGGCUUUUGUGCUUAAAUAUUUUUAUAUGCAUUGAAGUGUGGAGGAGUUACCAUGUUUGAUCCUUGUAAGUGUCUUGUCCAAGGUUGUUUAAGUUAUCAACAUGUAUUAGACAAUAGCAAGAGGUCUCAGGUACUUAUAAAGUAAUUUUAUUUAGUCGUAUUUGUAUUUAUGUUAAAUGAGAGAAUUAGGAAUAUUAUUGCAACUACAUCUAUGUAUCUAUUCCUAAAAGUUAUUGUUUUCUUAAUUGCUCAUAAUGCAUUUUCCGUAUUUAUGUGUUUAUAUGUUGUCAAAAAUGAUUAUAUAUGGACAGAAUUAAUGUAACCAGAUUUACUUAUUAAGUUUCAUAACUCCUUUAUGAAUAUUAGGAUUUUCUGUUAAUUCCUUGGGUAAAGAGGCUCUAACUGUUUGUAUAUAGAAUGUGUUAAUUAGGAAAAGAAUACAUUUAAUUAUUGUCUGAAAUAUAUACUAGUCAAUGGAUGUAAAAGGGAUGAAAGAAAUACUAUGCACUUGUAACUUUCAUAAGAUAUAAGUAAAAGACAGGUUACAGAAUUGUCGUAAAACCAACUUUCAUUAUUUAACGAUGACGAUAAUGAUAAUCACACUGGGAAAUAAAGUUGUUUCAAGUGAAAAAAAAAACACUGACAUGCAUAACCAGCAUCAUUUAGUCCACAUGAAAUCUUUUGUAAUUAUAUUGCUGUUAUUCAGCAAGCACUGAUAUAUGACAGUGAAAUUUCCUUCAUUUCAUUCCAUUUAAAUUCAGCCCAUAUUUCAGUAAUUUUUCAAUUAAUUUGUGAGUGUCUCACUGUAAGUCAAUUUAGUUGUCUUUUUUAGUAACUGAGUAUCAGUUAGUUGUGAAAAUCAAACUUUGGUGGUGGUCUUCUAAUGAAUUUAAAUAAGCCAUUUAGCAUAAGCUAAAUGACUUAAAGCAAUCAAUAAAUUCUAGGCUUUACAUUAUAAUGCAGUUCUGGGAUCAUUUUUGAGAAAUAAAUAAAUACUCUGUAUGCAAUCUACAUAUUUUGAACUAAUCAUUGCAAAUAUUGAUACACAGAAAAAUAGUUUGACAUUUGAACUUACUGCUGGUGGAUGGCAUCUAUACUUGCCAUGCUGAGGAUGGCCUGAAUUUAUGAUGGCUCCCAUGCAUACCAUGACAGUAGAGGUUGCUGUGUGCUGUGUGCUUUAUAGGUAUGGAGUUCUAUGCACUCCAAUGGCAAAAGUUCUUGAGCUAUAAUUAAAAUUAUAAUUUUUUUAUUAUUUAGAUUUAAAAAUAAUAAUGUAAUGGUGAAAAUAGUCAAUAUCAAACUACAGGUUUGGGUCAAAUUUCUUCAAAUGAAUUUCAUUUGACCAGAUCUUACCAAUAUACCCAAGCCUUAUUUUUCUGAUCUUAUCUGCUAGGCAUGUGAGUACAUCUUUAAUUGAGUGAAAAUCUGUUUUACUGAUUACAUGGCCAGUAAAACAGCUAUUGUCUCUCACUCAUUGAUUUGAUAAAUAUUAAAAUAAUUUAUAAUGAUAUAUGCUGGUCAGCUGAUUGCUGUGUAUAUCUUACAAUAUGCAACAAUAAAAAAAGGUUGUGAGUGGUUGU